CGAAGCGAGCGACCGGAGUAGGGUGACCUCCGCGCCACACCUGGGGCUGGGCGAGUACUGGCUCGGCAGUCGCGCUCUUCGCGCAGCAUGCUUCGGGUGCUGGUGGUACAGGAAAGCCAGAGAUGGACCUUGUGAGACUUGCCCGUUUGUUCUCCAGCCCCUGUCCAAUGGGACUAUCCAUCCUCCGACAUCUCAACCCUCUUGGAGCCCGAUGGGCAGGAGGCAGGAAGCAGCUUACCAUGUGGCAGACAUGGCCAGUGUCAGCCUUCAGUAGUUUUUCCUGUCAUCAGCCACUAGGCCAAGGGAACCAGAAGAAGAUGAGCAGCCUGCCCUCUGACCCAAGCCAGCAUAGCCCUGUGACUCCUCGGGAUGAGGAGGAGGAUGAGGAGGAGGAAGAAAGCUUUGGAACCCUCUCCAACAAAUAUUCCUCCCGGCGAUUCUUCCACAAAUCAACAGCCCGAUUGUAUAACCUUCAGCUCAGGGAACAGAGUGCCGAGGAAAAUGAGGAAGAGGAACUGGAGCCAAAAUCCUGGCGAGGCCGAAAGAACACCCCGUACUGGUAUUUCUUUCAGUGUAAACGCCUGAUCAAGGAAGGAAAGCUGGCCGGAGCUCUGGACCUGUUUGAGAGGCAGAUGCUGAAAGAGGAGCGGCUGCAGCCGCUUGAGUGCAACUACACGGUGCUGAUCGGGGGCUGUGGGCGAGUGGGCUACCUGAAGAAGGCCUUCCGGCUCUACAAUGACAUGAAGAAGCGAGACCUAGAGCCCUCCGAUGCCACAUACACAGCACUGUUCAAUGUGUGUGCUGAGUCCCCCUGGAAGGACUCAGCUCUGCAGAGUGCCUUAAAGCUCCAACAGCAGCUCCGGGCCAAGAACUUCCAGUUCAAUCUGAAAACAUACCAUGCCCUGCUGAAGGUGGCUGCCAAGUGUGGGGACCUGAGGAUGUGCCUCGAUGUAUUCAAGGAAAUUGUCCACAAGGGCCACAUGGUCACAGAGGAGACCUUCAAUUUCCUGCUCAUGGGCUGCAUCCAGGACAAGAAGACUGGCUUUCGACACGCUCUGCAGGUGUGGAGGCAGAUGCUGAAUCUGGGACUCAAGCCAAACCGGCAUGGCUACAACCUGCUCUUGGGGGCAGCUCGAGACUGUGGCUUGGGGGACCCAGAUGUAGCCUCCAGGUUGCUCUUGAGAUCCAGCGAGGAGAUGGUCCUGAUCCAGCCCCCGGAAGUCAAGCAGCAGGCAGGGAGGAGAGUCCCACGCAGAGCAGGUGGUGGCAUGUCAGCUCAACUGCAUGUGGAGGUGCUGGAGAGGCAGCUCUUCAUGGAACUUUCUCCAACAUGUGAGGCUCCUCCAGAGCCUUUGAAGGCUGGAGUACCUGGCAAGGUCCAGCCUGAGGUAGAAACCAAGGCAGAGCCCAGCCACACUACAGCCCUUACCCUUGGAUCUCUAAAGCCACCUCCCUUGGAGUUGGAGGUCAACCUCCUCGCCCUUGGGGCCCUCCCCCCAACUGUGGUCUCACUUGGGACAGUGGCCACCCCUGCUGACAGGCUGGUCUUGAUGGGGGGCCUGGAAGGCUUUUUAGGCAAGAUGACAGAGCAUGGGCUGCAGCCUGACAUCAAGACCCUCACGCUGCUGGCUGAGGUGGUGGAGCCUGGGAGCCCUGCAGAGUCUUCGCUGCUGACUGUCCUGGAUAGGUAUCAGGUGGAGGCUGAUGUGACAUUCUUCAACACAUUGAUGAGGAAGAAGAGCAAGCUGGGGGACCUGGAGGGGGCAAAGGCGCUGUUGCCAGUCCUGGCGAAGAGGGGACUCAUCCCCAAUCUGCAGACCUUUUGCAACCUGGCCAUUGGGUGUAAUAGGCACGGGGACGGUCUGCAGCUGCUUGCAGACAUGAAGAAAUCCCAGAUGACCCCAAACACCUACAUCUACAGCACGCUCAUCAAUGCAGCCAUCAAGAAGCUGGACUACACCUAUCUUAUCGACAUCCUGAAGGACAUGAAGCGCAGCAGAGUUCCCGUGAAUGAAGUGGUUAUCCGCCAACUGGAGUUUGCAGCUGCAUACCCACCCACCUUUGACCGGUACCAAGAGAAGAACACCUACUUGGAGAAGAUUGAUGGUUUCCGAGCUUAUUAUAAGCAGUGGCUGAAAGUGAUGCCAGCAGAGGAAACCCCCCACCCCUGGCAGGUAUUCCGGAGCAAACCCAGGGGAGACCAGCACAUCUCCAGAGACGCUGGUGCAGACAGAGACCUUGGGGACAGGUGAUAGGGCACAUGGCUGCAAUGAAGCAUGUGGACCUUUUAGUGCCUGGCGGGAGCCACAGCAUGCUGCAGGUGUUGGUUUGAAGACAUAUGCCAGGCCCAGGCUGCCCAAAUUCACAGCAGGUCCUAGAGCAGCUCAAGCCACCUUUGCCUGCUACCUCAGGUCACCCUCACCUGAGAGGUUGUCAUUCUUAUAGCACU
This is a messenger RNA of Octodon degus (degu), 2449 nucleotides long. It is a transcript of the gene Ptcd1, whose product is annotated as pentatricopeptide repeat domain 1. The coding region runs from base 123 to 2252 and encodes 709 amino acids. Gene Ontology annotation, cellular component: mitochondrial matrix. The record is from RefSeq and is a predicted model, not a curated record. Gene Ontology annotation, molecular function: tRNA binding; protein binding. NCBI's taxonomy places the organism in Eukaryota, Metazoa, Chordata, Mammalia, Rodentia, Octodontidae. Gene Ontology annotation, biological process: tRNA 3'-end processing. The transcript is spliced from 9 exons.